CCGGCCCGGCCCAGACAGCCGAGCUAGUGGAGUAGACGCCGCGGCGUAGCCGGGAUCCUCCCGGAGGCGCGCGGCGCGAGCCCCUGACAGAACCAUGGCGGGCGAGGAAGACCGCGGAGAUGGGGACCCGGUAUCAGCGGUGACCGUGCGGGUGCAGUACUUGGAGGACACCGACCCCUUCGCAUGUGCCAACUUCCCGGAGCCGCGCCGAGCCCCCACCUGUAGCCUGGACGGGGCGCUGCCCCUGAGUGCGCAGAUACCCGCGCUGCAUCGCCUGUUGGCGGCGCCGCUGAAGCUGGAGGACUGUGCUCUACAAGUGUCUCCCUCUGGAUACUACCUGGACCCUGAGCUUUCUCUGGAAGAGCAGCGGGAGAUGCUGGAGGGCUUCUAUGAAGAGAUCAGCAAAGGGCGAAAGCCUACACUUAUCCUGCGUACUCAACUCUCCGUGAGGGUCAAUGCCAUCUUGGAAAAGUUGUAUGGCUCCAGUGGCCCUGAGCUCCGCCGUUCCCUCUUCUCACUAAAGCAGAUCUUCCAGGAGGACAAGGACCUGGUGCCUGAAUUUGUACACUCAGAGGGGCUGAGUUGCCUGAUCCGUGUGGGUGCUGCUGCCGACCACAACUACCAGACCUACAUCCUCCGAGCACUAGGCCAGCUGAUGCUUUUUGUGGAUGGGAUGCUAGGGGUGGUGGCCCACAGUGAGACUGUACAGUGGCUGUACACACUGUGUGCCAGCAUGUCCCGCUUGGUGGUGAAGACAGCCCUGAAGCUGCUGCUGGUGUUUGUGGAAUACUCUGAGAACAAUGCACCGCUGCUUAUCCAUGCUGUCAGUUCUGUGGCCAGCUCUACAGGCUGUCUUCCUUGGGCCAAUCUGGUGUCCAUCCUGGAGGAGAAGAAUGGCGCUGACCCUGAGUUGUUGGUGUACACAGUCACCCUCAUCAACAAGACACUGGCAGCACUCCCGGACCAGGACACCUUCUAUGAUGUGACAGAUGCACUGGAGCAGCAAGGCAUGGAGGCCCUGGUCCAGCGCCAUUUGGGCACCUCGGGUACUGAUGUGGACCUGCGCACACAGCUUGUGCUCUAUGAGAAUGCCCUGCGGUUAGAGGAUGGAGACAUUGAUGAAGCCGCUGCAGGUGGAAGGCGGGAACGCAGAAAGCCCUCUUCAGAGGAGGGCAAGAGGAGCCGCCGAUCUCUAGAAGGCGGGAGCUGCCCUUUGCGCUCCACGGAGCCUGGCUCCACAGGCCCUGUCUCUAGCCGCGCAGGCCCCGCCUCACAGACAGGCCCCACCUCCAGCCCCUCAGACCUGGCCUCAACUGUAACCUCCACCUACUCCACUGGCCCUGCCCUGUCGACAAGCUUGAACUCCAGCCUCGUGGGCACUGCUUCUGGCCUCCUUACCUCGGUGAACCUCUUUCCUGCCAUCUCUAUGGGGCCAUCAGCCGACAGCUCCAGCGAGAGGAGCAUCUAUAAAGCCCGGUUCCUGGAGAAUGUGGCAGCAGCAGAAACAGAGAAGCAGGCUGCACUGGCCCAGGGCCGAGCAGAGACACUGGCUGAGGCCAUGCCUGAUGAGGCUGAUGGACACCCAGAUACCCGGGAACUAUGGGGCUCCCCAGAACCAGGCCCUGCACCCAGAACACCCCAGAGCCCUGCCCCCCGAAGUCUGCUCCGGGCCCAGCGGAGCCUUGAGCCAGAGCCCAAGGAGCCACUGGCCCCACCAAGCCCCAAAGCUGAGCCCAUUCAGGAAUUCCCUAUCCGUGUACCUAAGCUCUGCAUUGGAGACCUGGACUUCUCAGAUUUGGGGGAGGAUGAAGACGAGGACAUGCUGAACAUGGAGGCUGUGGAGGCUGGGAAAGGGGUCCCACCCCCACCGCCCCCACUGCCUGUGCUCUCUGGAGGUGGCCCACCUCCUCCACCCCCACCUCCCCCACCCAUCAAAGGCUCACUCCCACCACCUCCACCUCCCACCACUCCCCUUCCUCCCUCAGCACCCGAUGGUUUAGCCCUCCCCACCAAGAGGAAGACAGUAAAACUCUUCUGGCGGGAGCUAAAGCUGGCUGGGGGUCAUGAAGGCUCUGGGAGCCGCUUUGGGCCCUGCCCCACACUGUGGGCCUCACUGGAACCUGUCUCGGUGGACACAGCCCGGCUGGAACACUUGUUUGAGUCCCGUGCCAAAGAUGUGCUGCCUUCCAAGAAAGCUGGUGAGGGCCGCCGGACAAUGACCACAGUGCUGGACCCCAAGCGCAGCAACGCUAUCAACAUUGGCCUAACCACCCUGCCACCUGUGCAUGUCAUUAAGGCUGCCCUGCUCAACUUUGAUGAGUUUGCUGUCAGCAAGGAUGGCAUUGAGAAACUGCUGACUAUGAUGCCCACGGAAGAGGAGCGGCAGAAGAUUGAGGAGGCCCAGCUGGCCAAUCCUGACAUACCCCUGGGCCCAGCUGAGAAUUUCCUGAUGACCCUUGCCUCCAUUGGGGGCCUGGCCGCACGCCUACAACUCUGGGCCUUCAAGCUGGACUAUGACAGCAUGGAACGGGAAAUCGCAGAGCCGCUAUUUGACCUGAAAGUGGGCAUGGAACAGCUGGUGCAAAAUGCCACCUUCCGCUGUAUCCUGGCCACCCUGUUGGCUGUGGGCAACUUCCUCAACGGUUCCCAGAGCAGCGGCUUUGAGCUGAGCUACCUGGAGAAGGUGUCAGAGGUGAAGGAUACAGUGCGCCGACAGUCACUGCUGCACCAUCUCUGUUCCUUGGUUCUCCAGACCCGGCCUGAUUCCUCUGACCUCUACUCAGAAAUACCUGCCCUGACUCGCUGUGCUAAGGUGGACUUUGAGCAGCUGACUGAGAACCUGGGGCAGCUGGAGCGUCGGAGCCGGGCAGCUGAGGAGAGUCUACGGAACUUGGCCAAACACGAGCUGGCCCCAGCCCUACGUGCCCGCCUCACCCACUUCCUGGCCCAGUGUGGCCGCCGUGUUGCCAUGCUGCGGGUAGUACACCGCCGUGUCUGCAACAGGUUCCAUGCCUUCCUGUUGUACCUGGGGUACACGGCCCAGGCAGCCCGGGAAGUGCGCAUCAUGCAGUUCUGCCACACGCUGCGUGAGUUUGCACUGGAGUAUCGGACUUGCCGGGAACGGGUGCUACAGCAGCAGCAAAAGCGGGCCACGUACCGUGAGCGCAACAAGACACGGGGCCGCAUGAUCACUGAGGUAGGUACCUUUUCCAGGUUUGGACUGCCACCCCCGUGGUUUCCUUCCCCUGCGCCCAGCUCACCCUUCUCCCCUCUACAGACAGAAAAGUUCUCAGGUGUGGCUGGGGAAGUCCCCAGCAACCCAUCUGUCCCAGUGGCCGUGGGCAGUGGGCCAGGGCGGGGUGAUGCUGACAGUCAUGCCAGCAUGAAGAGUCUGCUGACCAGCAAGCCGGAGGACACCACACAUGGCCGCCGCAGCAGAGGAAUGGUCCAGAGCACCUCCCCAGUCAUGCCUACAGCAAUGGGGCCCUCCACUGCACCCCCAGAAGAACCCCCAGUCUCCAAUUUACCCAGUGACACUUCAGAUGAGAUCAUGGACCUGCUGGUACAGUCAGUGACCAAGAGCAGUCCUCGUGCCUUAGCUGCUCGGGAGCGCAAGCGGUCCCGUGGCAACCGCAAGUCUUUGAGACGGACGUUGAAGAGCGGGCUCGGAGAGGACCUGGUGCAGGCACUGGGACUGAGCAAGGGUCCUGGCCUGGAGGUGUGAAGGUACUGCCUCUAGGACAUGGACGGGCCUCAGCCUGCAAUGUAAGAGACUAGAGAAUGAGGAGGAAUCAAAGCAGAAUUCUGGGCCUUUUCUCAACCCUAAGGCCACUGUGUGCCCAGUGGACAGUGCCUUGAGCAGUAUUAGCUGUGUGUGCCUGUAUGCAAUUGUGUGUUUGUGUGUGUAUAUGUACUUGUAUGAGCUCCCUGAAUGCAUGGAGUAUAAUAAAGUUUUCCUAGCCAA
This is a messenger RNA of Prionailurus viverrinus (fishing cat), 3964 nucleotides long. It is a transcript of the gene FHOD1, whose product is annotated as formin homology 2 domain containing 1. Gene Ontology annotation, molecular function: actin filament binding. Gene Ontology annotation, cellular component: cytoplasm; cytoskeleton. Bases 95 to 3724 code for a protein of 1209 amino acids. NCBI's taxonomy places the organism in Eukaryota, Metazoa, Chordata, Mammalia, Carnivora, Felidae. The record is from RefSeq and is a predicted model, not a curated record. Gene Ontology annotation, biological process: cortical actin cytoskeleton organization; actin filament network formation. The transcript has 21 exons.